GAGGGAGAGAGAGAUAAGGAGAGAGAGAGACACACACACAGGAGGUAAAGUUUACAGAGAUCAAGAGCACAAAAGUUUCACAGAGAAUCGAAAGGCAGAAACGAGUGGGUCCAUUGGGUCAGAGCCACAGAUCUGGGAGAGUCAAGUGCCCUCGAAGUUAAUCCCAGUGUAUUGUAAGGUCACACAAUAUGAAGUGGUCUGAGUUGGGAUGGACAAGAUUGACUGCUUUGCUAUUAAUAGCGCAAACAGUUGUUGCAACCACCAGCCCCAAUGCUACCGCUGAACUGGAUGCAAUCCUGGGGAAAUAUAUGGAAGAAGAGGAAAGGCAAUUGACUUCUGAAUCAGCCACAACAACCAUGAGCUCCAACAUAACUGCUGGUUUGGAUUCAAUCUUGGCAAAAUACAUGGAGAAGGAAGAACAUCAAUGGACCACCAGAAGAGCAAAAAGGUCCAUUACAGAUAGUGAUAGGCAAGUCAUUUUGGAUCUUCACAAUAAACUGCGAGGUCAGGUUUCCCCCAGAGCCUCAAAUAUGGAAUAUAUGACUUGGGACGUGGAGCUGGAGAGAUCGUCAGAAGCUUGGGCAUCAACCUGCCGAUGGGAACACGGACCUGGUUACCUGCUACCAUCAAUAGGACAGAACCUUGGUGCUCACUGGGGAAGGUACCGGCCCCCCACAUUUCAUGUCCAAGCAUGGUAUGAUGAAGUCAGAGACUACGUGUAUCCGUACUCUCAAGAAUGCAAUCCUUGGUGUCCUUUCAGAUGCUCUGGACCCGUGUGUACGCAUUAUACUCAGGUAGUAUGGGCAACAAGUAACAAAAUUGGCUGUGCCAUCAACUUAUGCACCAACAUGAACAUCUGGGGUCAGGUCUGGCCUAGAGCAAUUUACCUGGUUUGCAAUUAUUCUCCCAAGGGGAAUUGGUGGGGCCAUGCACCUUAUAAAUAUGGGCGUCCAUGUUCUGCCUGUCCACCCAGCUAUGGAGGAGGAUGUAGGGAAAAUCUAUGUUACAAAGAGGAUGGCGCCGAGAAGCACUUCACUCCUGAACCAGAGGAAGAAACCAACGAGGUUGAGCGACAGAGGACAAAAGCUCGAGCACGAACACAUCAACCAACAGAUUCCUCAAGAACGGAUGUCACUGACAUGAAUGAGGUUAUAAACACUGAACAAAUGUCCCAGUUGUUGACGUGUGAAACCAAACUGCGUGACCGAUGCAAAGGGACAACUUGUAACAGAUAUGAAUGCCCAGCUGGGUGUUUAGAGAGUAAAGCUAAAGUUAUUGGAACUCUGCAUUAUGAAAUGCAAUCAAGUGUGUGUAGAGCUGGAAUACAUUACGGAGUGUUGGACAAUGAAGGUGGCUGGGUAGAUAUUACCAGACAAGGAAAGAAACCUUUCUUCAUAAAAAACAACAGGAAUGGGGUCCAGUCGAUUGGCAAAUACAAGCCUGCCAAUUCAUUUACCAUCUCAAAAGUAAUAGUUCGAUCUGCUGACUGCCAGACAAAAGCGAACCAGAUGUGUACAUUCACCAAACCAGUUUCACACUGCCCAAGGAUAUAUUGCCCAAAAAAUUGUUUGCAGGAAAACCCUCACCUUGCUCGGGUGAUUGGAACUCACAUCUACUCUGAUAGGUCCAGUAUUUGCAGGACAGCCGUACAUGCUGGGAUCAUUCGCAACCAUCUAGGCGGGUACAUUGACAUCAUGCCGAUUGACAAGAAGAAAUAUUACAGUGGUUCAUACCAGAACGGAAUCUUCUCUGAAAGCCUUAGGAAUCCACCCGGAGGCAAAGCAUUCAGAAUAUUUGCAAUCAUCUGAUUCUGGUGAGAAAAGCACAUGCUAAUAAAGGCAGCACUUGGAAGAAAGAAAAGAAAGGGAAUGUGCAAACUAUUUCCUGUACUUUUUUGCUCCGUUGUGAUUUUUGGCAGAAAGUGUUCAACUCAUUACAAACCCUGUAUCUUGCAUUACAAAAGAGUGUUGCUGAUCACCCAAACACUGCUGAGAGGCCCUUAGUAAAUUACCAGUAAAUGUACCCUUGUAAAUUGUAUACAUUUUUUAAAAAAAUUGCCUUUCAAAGUUACUGUUACUUAACAGAAUGCUGCUAACCCCACGACACAAAUAAAAUAGAAACAAAGCUGAAAACCAAGAUUGGAUGGGAUUUGAUGUAAGAGCUGAAGGCUUUGACAACCUGGCAGGCCAGGAAGUACAUUAUAUUAUAGUAACAUACUCAUCUAGAUAGAUAUAACCAGCUUCCCUUGUACAGACAAUACCUUAAAACCUAGGAUAUAUGUCACGCCUCAGUCGCUUUUCUCUCUUUUUAAAUCAUUCAAGCUUGCAGACCAGUACUAUGUGUUUAUUUAAAAAUAAGUAACCCAUUGGAGAACAAUAAAAGGCAGCUUGUGCACAAGUAGAGUUUUACAAAAGAUAUUUGUUGGUAUGUCUGUGGUGAGCAAAGUAUGGUGUGAUAUUUAGAUCAUGUGUGCUAUGGUAUACAAAAGAUCGAAUGUUGACCUGUUUCCAUGGAAAGAAAAAUGCUGUGCUUUUAAACUGCAAAGCUGAUUACAUUUAUUUAUAUUAUUCUGAUGGUUUUGGUGCCUUUUGUACUCGUAAUGUUUAAACAUUUUAGGAAAUCUGCCUCUCAGAGAAUGCUUAUCUGCCAAUAUGUAUCUUCACUACCUCAAAUACUCGGUUAUACUAUAUGUGCUCAAACAGACUUCUAUUUACAAUGUAAAAGUGCUUUUCUCUCUCUCUUGUAGUUAGUCAAAGACCUUUAAAAAGCAAAAUGUGUUACCGUUCAACUUGUCAUGAGUUGGUGUGAAUGGAUCCAGGAUUUAGUACUGUACAGUAGCGAGGGUUAUUUUCCCACAGAAGGAUAUGGCGUCUGAAAUUAAAAUCAAUUGUAAAUCAGCGAAAAGACAAAUGAUAUUACAGAAUUCUCACUGCUACUUCAAUUCUUUCCCAUCUUUGUUUUUCUUUUAAUGAAGCCUGAAAGAACUCCAUCUACUGUAUCUGCUCACUGUGUCUGUGUGUAGCAGUCAGAUAACAGCUGUACAAUCUCACCUACAUUUGAUGGAGUGUGUCAGUGUCUGAUGGUAACUAGAAGUUAGGUUCAAAUUCCUCGUUUGAAUUUCUGUGCAAAUGUGCCUGCUGUGCUUCUUUCUGUGUAGUUUUGAAAUAGAUGGUUUGGAAAAAAACACGUUAGCCAGUUGUGCCUGAAUCUUGUACCCCAUUUGAUAACAUUUUUAUCACAGUCCUAUAGCAGUAUGUUGAGCUUACUGAAAAUAUUUAUUGUAUGCUACUAAAUCUGUACAGUUCAAAUAAAAAAAGACCAACCUAUUAAUGUCA
Callorhinchus milii (elephant shark) is the source of this 3335-nucleotide messenger RNA. Its product is annotated as cysteine-rich secretory protein LCCL domain-containing 1. NCBI's taxonomy places the organism in Eukaryota, Metazoa, Chordata, Chondrichthyes, Chimaeriformes, Callorhinchidae. Bases 189 to 1808 code for a protein of 539 amino acids. The record is from RefSeq and is a predicted model, not a curated record. The transcript has 15 exons. Gene Ontology annotation, cellular component: extracellular region.